Molecule: messenger RNA, 3195 nt
Organism: Iphiclides podalirius (scarce swallowtail)
Lineage: Eukaryota; Metazoa; Arthropoda; Insecta; Lepidoptera; Papilionidae
Source: the annotation of a GenBank genome assembly
AUGUCUUUCCCGCCUCGGCCUCCGAUGGUGCCGUACGGGAUCGCUCCGGGAGUGGUCACCAUGCCCAUGGCCACACAUGUUAUGGUAGGGGCUUACAGCAGUGGAGCGGUGAGCACAGGUGCCGGACGCGGGGGACUGUUGCCCGCCCCUGCCAAGCAACCCCCUCGCUCUGCACCCAGACAGACUAAUGGCAAGGAACCCGAAGGGCCUGCUGUCACAGUUUUCAUUGGCAACAUCACAAGCCGCGCGCCGGACGCGAUGAUCCGCGCGCUGCUGGCGGCCUGCGGGCCGGUGCUGAGCUGGAAGCGCGUGUCCACGUUCGGCUUCUGCGAGUUCGCGGGGCCCGAGGCGGCGCUGCGCUGCGUGCGGCUGCUGCACGAGUUCCCGCUGGCCGACAAGAAGCUGCUGGCGCGCACCGACGGCAAGAUGCAGGGCCUGGUCGACUCCUACAAGACGGAGCAGCGGUCACGGCUGGCGGGCGAGGAGGGCGGCGGCGGGGGCGGGGGCGGGGGCGGCGGCGCGGGGGGCGGGGGCGGCGAGGCGGACGGCGGCUACCUGGACGCGGCGCAGCGCGCGCUCGACGAGGCGGCGCAGCGGCGGCUGGCGGACAUCGUGCGCGACCACCAGCACGAGAUCAACAACUACGAGCUGCUGCAGCAAGAGGAGGCGAUCUCGAAGACGGCGCGCGUGCUCGAGGAGGCCGACAUCUCGGAGGAGAAGCGCGACGUGAUCCACCGCGAGAUCGGCAAGUUUCGGGAGAGCAUGAAGGUAACCGGAGAGUCCGUGCGGGGCGGGGAGGGGGUGUGCAAUUUCAUAGAGCGGUCGCGCCAACCGAGACGCGGCGCCGUAGAACGCCCUCGCGUUAAUCGUUCCGUCGGACGGGCUAGUGCCGCGUCUGGGUGGGCGCGGCCGCCGCUCGCCGCGCGGGCAGAGGCGGGGAGCCGCCGAGGGCGCGUCGUUGUCGUGCCGCGGUCGUGCCGCGGUCGUGGCCGGCUCGUCCUCGGCGGGUCGCCGCCGGCCGCGCGCCGCAUCAGUAAGUGGCGGGGCGCGGCCGGCCGGGCGCGCGCCCCCGCGGGGGGCGCCCCUCGCGGGGGCGCGCGCGCCGGCGGGAGUGGGGCGGGGUGGGGCGGGGGGGAAAGGGGUGGGAGAGGGCGCCGGGAGCGGCCGGGCGCGGCGCCGAGCCGGAGCUGCGCGCGCCGCUUCGCCGCCGCCUCGAGUGAGAUCCGCAUUGCGCACUGUCCAUUGCAGCCCCGGGAGGGGAGCCCGACCGACGCCGGGUGCGUCGCCGCCGGUGCAUCGAACGUAUCUCGGUCACGUCACACAUUUUACGAGUCCACAUCCACCAGUGCCGAUGGCCCGCUGGGCCCGCCGUCGGUCGAGGCCCCCGGCCCGUCUGGCCCCGAGCGGCCUCGGCCCCGAGCUCUGUCCGAGCGAGGCCGUUCGCGGCGAGGGCGCUACAAAGUGGGUAGCGAGUGCAGGCCGAGUGUUGCGCAGGAGGAGGCCGACGUGGUGGUGCGCCGCAAACGGGACAACAAGGAGGAGCGCGAGCGAGACAGAGACAAGGAGCGCGACAGGGACCGCGAGCGCGAGCGGGACAGAGAGCGCGAGCGCGACAAGGACAGGCGCCGACAGAGCCCCGUCAGGAACAAGGAGCGAAGGGACGAGCGCGAGAAGGAGCGCGAGCGAGAGGAGAGGGAGCGGGAGCGCGAGAAGGAGAGGGAGAGAGAGAUACGCGAGCGAGAAAGGGAGCGCGAAUUACGAGAGAGGGAAAGAGAAAGAGAACGGGAACGCGAUAGAGAAAGGGAACGCGAAAGAGAGCGGGAAAGGGAGAGGGAGCGGUCGCGCGACCGAGAACGCGAAAGAGAGAGGGAGAGGGAGAGGUCACGCGGUCGCAGCAGGAGCGAAGCGGACGCGCGGAGAGAGAAGGAGAUGGAGGAGGAGGCGCGCGAGAAGAAGAGGCUGGAGAAGAAGGCGCGCGAGAAGGAGGCCGCCUACCAGGAGAGGUUGCGCAACUGGGAGACGCGCGAGCGGCGCAAGGCGAAGGAGUACGAGAAGGAGCACGAGCGCGAGCGGGCGCGCGAGGAGGAGCGCGAGCGCGAGGCGAAGCGGCUCAAGGAGUUCCUGGAGGACUACGAGGACGAGCGCGACGACCACAAGUACUACAAGGGCAAGGAGCUGGCGCGGCGGCUGGCGGCGCGCGUGCGCGAGGCGGAGGCCGACGCGCGCGAGCGGGCGCGCGAGGCGCACGAGCUGGACGCGCUGCGCCGCGAGCUGGCGGCCGGCGCCUCGCGCGCGCGCCGCCGCCGCCGCCUGGGCGCGCGCGCAGCGCGACCACCACGCCAUCCCGCCGGCUCGGAGUCGAGCGCGGGCGCCGCCGCGGCGCUCGAGUCGCCGGGCGGCUCGCUCACGCCGCCCGCGCCCGCCGGCUCGGCCAGCCCGCCGCCGAGCGCGCCGGCCGAGCCCAGCGAGCCGGACGGCGCCGCCACGCCCCCCCGCCGCCGCCACCGGCGCCGCCACCGCCGCCCCGAGACGCCGCCCCCCGCCGACACGCCGCCCAGACAUAGUGCGGCCGGCAGCACCCCACCUCGGCCACCUUCCCCUGACCGCAACGUGCGGCAACACCACGGCGGCGCCUUGUCGGGGGGCAGCUCGCCCAUCAGCAUCAGCUUCCGCACCAAAGCCAGCCCCACACCUUCAGCGGACACGCCCACGCAGGAGGGGCGCAUGCGGCGGGUGCACGCGGCGUUCGCGCGCGACGAGGACGAGCCCCCGGCCGAUAAGAGUCGCGGCCUCCCCGACAAGGACAAGGACAAAGACAAGGAUAAAGAUAAAGAUAAAGAAAAGGACAGUAAGUCGGCUGAGGAGAAGAGGAAACAUAUAAAGAGUCUCAUCGACAAGAUCCCCACGCAGAAGGAGCAACUGUUCCAGUACAAGCUGGACACCGCUCAGAUCGACAACACGCUGAUGGAGAAGAAGAUCCGACCGUGGAUCAACAAGAAGAUCAUCGAGUACAUCGGUGAGCCGGAGCCAACGCUGGUGGACUUCAUCUGCAGCAAGGUGCUGGCCGGCUCGGCGCCGCACGGCAUUCUGGACGACGUGCAGAUGGUGCUGGACGACGAGGCGGAGGUGUUCGUGGUGAAGAUGUGGCGCCUCCUCAUCUACGAGCUGGAGGCCAAGAGGGCCGGCCUGCACAAG